This is a messenger RNA of Callithrix jacchus (white-tufted-ear marmoset), 4566 nucleotides long. It is a transcript of the gene BCO2, whose product is annotated as beta-carotene oxygenase 2. Gene Ontology annotation, molecular function: carotenoid dioxygenase activity; beta-carotene 15,15'-dioxygenase activity. NCBI's taxonomy places the organism in Eukaryota, Metazoa, Chordata, Mammalia, Primates, Cebidae. Gene Ontology annotation, biological process: retinal metabolic process; carotene catabolic process. The record is from RefSeq and is a predicted model, not a curated record. Gene Ontology annotation, cellular component: mitochondrion.
GCCCCUUAACCGCCUCCUCACCUUGACCCGUCAGUGAGGGAGAUACAGUCCAGGCAGUUCGGUGCCUGUUCGUUGUUUAGUAGUACUCAAAACUGCCAGUGUGGGAGGAUUUGGAAAUCACGGGAUCUGCUCAAUACAAAAAUGUUUUUCCGAGUCUUUCUCCAUUUUAUCAGUGGUCUUUCUACCACUGCAGUGGAUUUCCUUCCUGUGAUGGUGCACCGGCUCCCAGUUUUCAAAAGGCACAUGGGAAAUACUCAUCAGAAAAAAGCCAUCUUUGGGCAGUGUUGGGGUCUGCCUUCUGUUGCACCGCUACUGACCACAGUGGAAGAGGCUCCACGGGGCAUCUCUGCUCGAGUCUGGGGACAUUUUCCUAAGUGGCUUAAUGGCUGUCUGCUUCGAAUUGGACCUGGGAAAUUCGAAUUUGGGAAGGAUAAAUACAAUCAUUGGUUUGAUGGGAUGGCACUGCUUCACCAGUUCAGGAUGGCAGAGGGCACAGUGACAUACAGGAGCAAGUUUCUACAGAGCGAUACAUAUAAGGCUAAUAGUGCUCAAAACCGAAUUGUAAUCUCAGAAUUUGGCACACUGGCUCUCCCAGAUCCCUGCAAGAGUGUUUUUGAACGUUUCCUGUCCAGGUUUGAGCCGCCAGCCAUGACUGACAACACUAAUGUCAACUAUGUGCAGUACAAGGGUGAUUACUACCUCUCCACUGAGACCAACUUUAUGAAUAAAGUGGACAUUGAAACUCUGGAGAAAACAGAAAAGGUAGAUUGGAGCAAAUUUAUUGCUGUGAAUGGAGCAACUGCACAUCCUCACUAUGACCCGGAUGGAACAGCAUACAAUAUGGGGAACUCCUUUGGGCCAUAUGGUUUCUCCUAUAAGGUUAUUCGGGUUCCUGCAGAGAAGGUGGACACUGGGGAGACAAUCCAUGGAGCCCGGGUGAUAUGUUCCAUUGCUUCUGCAGAGAGGGGGACACCUUCUUACUACCAUAGCUUUGGCAUGACAAGGAACUAUAUAAUCUUCAUUGAACAGCCUUUAAAGAUGAAUCUGUGGAAAAUUGCCACUUCUAAAAUUCGGGGAAAGGCCUUUUCAGAUGGGAUAAGCUGGGAACCCCAGUGUAAUACACAGUUUCAUGUGGUGGAUAAACACACUGGACAGCUUCUUCCAGGGAGAUACUACAGCAUACCUUUUGUUACAUUUCAUCAAAUCAAUGCCUUUGAGGACCAGGGCUGUGUUGUAAUUGAUAUGUGCUGUCAAGAUAAUGGAAGAACCCUAGAUGUUUACCAGUUACAGAAUCUCAGGAAGACUGGGGAAGGGCUUGAUCAGGUCUAUAAUUCAGCAGUCAGAUCUUUCCCUCGAAGGUUUGUUUUGCCUUUAAACGUCAGUUUGAAUGCCCCCAAGGGAGACAACCUGAGUCCAUUGUCCUAUACUUCAGCCAGUGCUGUGAAACAGGCUGAUGGAAAGAUCUGGUGCUCUCAUGAAAAUCUAUAUCAGGAGGACCUAGACAAGGAAGGAGGCAUUGAAUUACCUCAGAUCAACUAUGCCCAAUUCAAUGGCAAAAAGUAUCGUUUCUUCUAUGGCUGUGGCUUUCGGCAUUUGCUGGGGGAUUCUCUGAUCAAGGUUGAUGUGGUGAAUAAGACACUGAAGGUUUGGAGAGAAGAUGGCUUUUAUCCCUCAGAACCUAUUUUUGUUCCAGUUCCAGGAACCAGUGAAGAAGAUGGUGGGGUUGUUCUUUCUGUGGUGAUCACUCCCAACCAGAAUGAAAGCAAUUUUCUCCUAGUUUUGGAUGCCAAGAACUUUGAAGAGCUGGGCCGAGCAGAGGUACCUGUGCAGAUGCCUUAUGGGUUCCAUGGUACCUUCAUACCCACCUAAUUGGACAACCACAAGGUCUGGAAACUAGGUUUAAAUCUGCCUAUUACCAUUGGUCGUAAGGUACUCGGAAGACAGGAAGCUGGCUGUAUCUUGCUCGGAGGUUUCUUCUGACCGGUUCUUCUUCUGCCAUCCGCAGAUGCUACUGCAGUAGCCUGGCCCUCUUAUGUGCCACCCACUACCUGCCCCUCCCCCGCUGUCAGCUCUGCUUUGGGAGAUUAUUUUGAGGAACAUCACUAAAAUCAGACAUUGCUUCUAAUCUGUAGGUGUAUAGUUCUACAGGGAUUGAUGACAAGCCAGUCGUUCUUCAUUUAACUGGGCAACAGGUGGCACUAGAGACCAUAUAAUCUCCACAUUUCUAAACCCUGCCUGUUCUUACCAACAGCUGUAAGCAGGCCCGGUCUGUUACUUAAACCACACUCUUGCCAACACCCCAAAAAUCCCUUGUUUCCUUCUCCUUCAGUUACACUCACUUCCCUCCACUGAACUCCAUUCCAGGACCAAACUGUUUAUGCUCCUUCUGCAUGGUGAAUGUGCUAGAGAAGACCCCCCACAUAUAAUAUGGGGCACCUGUGAACUCAUGGUUAGGCUCUCUGCACCGUCCUGGACUGACAGAGUUUCCUGUGUAACUUUCCUUAAGCGUCACUUCAGACUUCACAGACCCUCUCUUCUUAGUGAUGUGUUCCAUACAUGCAAAUGCCACGUGUGGGGCUUUGCACUGUGGCAAUGAAGUAAAAGGGCUGAGUUCCAUGUCUGGCUUUGUGAGAUGGAGAACACAGCAGCAUGUUUAGGAUGGCAAGAAGAUGCCUAAACAGAACUAAUACAGCAGAUGCAGGAGCAAAGAGCCUCAGGUAACCAUGAGAGUGUAAGUCCUCAAGUGUUUCCUUUCACACAAGUCCCUGAAAAGGCAUUCAUUGUACUUCCUCAGACAAAACAUGGAGAUUUGACUGGUCUUAUGAGAUCUGAAGGGUGAGGGAGACUGGAUGACCUCUGGGGAGUCCAUAGAUCUGUCACAUCUUUCCUCUGUUUAUAAAUCUCUAUCUUAAUACACAGGGAAUGAAGUUCAGACAUAUGAAGGAUAGCAUUAUAAUCGUAACGUUUUGAUGUAAGGAUACCUGAAUUCUGCCUUGGCUCUGCUCUUUUAAGUUUCUUGAAGGAGAAAACAAAAAAAAGGAUCAAUGGCAUGUUAUAAUCUAGGUACAUUUGCCUGGUAAUCCAAGGGAGAAAGUUCUGGUAAAAUUGAGUGAGCAUAUGACCAAGGCCCAAAGCAUAGGCUAGGCCUCUUCCUCUCCCUAAGUCCCACACUUAACACUAGCCAGUGUCUGAGGUUUCAAGGAAGGGGAGCAAGUGGUGCACAACUGAGGGGAAAAGGAAGAGGCAAAUGGGCAGGUUGGGUCCUCCACAGGAGGGAAGCAGUAGAAAGAAAUAUGAACCAGGCACCUAGGCCUCCGUGGUGCAGGGGGAGUAGGAGAGAGCUUUGCCUCGGGUUUUGUUUUAUUUUUCCUCUGAGCAUAGCUCCAGAGAGUAAGCUACACCAUGUGUGGUAUUUUAACACAUUGUAGGCCUGCCUGUGAGUAACUAAGACCCAACCAGUGCCUGGAAAUGUGAUUCAAGCAGAUGAAAAUUCCCUUCCUGUGGGGAGCCAGGAAGGAGAUAAGGGGUUGAAGUCUCCUUUAUACUUAAAUGACAUUCAAGAACUUUCAAUAAUUUGGUCCCCAAUUAAUGUUUCCAAUCUUACCUCUCACUAUGUUCCCACCGUAACCAAGAACUUGUCGAUAUGCACUAAACAAGCUGUACUCCUACGCAUUUCCUCCGCUUACAUUAUUGUCUCUUCCUAGAAUUCCCUUAUCUACUUGGUGAAUCUUAAAAUCCAGCUCAAAAGUUAUCCUUCUUUGAAGCCUUCUUUUACUUCCUGAGGGAGAGUUUGUUGUUUUUCUUGCUUAGUUCGUCAGGAUUUCUGUGUUUAGCUCCCUCACUAACCUGAACUGUAUGAGGAUGGCGACCAUGUGUUUGUUACACUGUGCCCUUGGCACUUAGCCGUGCACUUGGUACUCAGUAGAUGCUAAUUGAACACUUUUUUUUUGGUUACUUAUUGAGUGAAUGAGGACUGGAAGGUGAUGGAUAUGGGGCCUGCCUUGCCAGUGUACGUCCAUUGGAGUAGCUUAUGGUAUCUUUUACUAGAAGUUAGCCUUCUGAGACAAGGCAGUCAAACGCAAGCCAGUAACUGUUGCAAGAGUGAAGUGGGAACUACACCUACAUGGCUGUUGAUCUCAAAGCACUGAAAGCUAAGUUAAGAGGAAUGUUAUCUGCUUAUUGGUUCGUGUGUGAGUCUGCUAGGGCCGUCAUAACAAAGUACCACAGAGGUCCUAACAGAAAUGAAUUGUCUUACAAUUCUGGAGGCUAAAUCAAGGUUAGUUUGUCCCUUCUGAGGGCUCUGAAGAAAGAUCUGUUCCAAUCCCCUCUUCUGGGCUUGGAGAUGGUGUUGUCUCUGUGUCAUCGCAUCGUCUUCCCUCUGUACGUGUCAGUCUCUGAGUCCAAGUUUCCCCUUUCUACAAGGACAUCAGUCAUGUUGGAUUACAGCCCAUCUCAACACAUGUGCGACAAUCCUAUUUCCAAGUAGGUUAAACUUCGACUCUGCAAAUGCAGUGAAAUAUUUUACUAAAACAAACCAGUAUUAUUAAUAAAAAUAAUUUUACAGAA